AUGACUUCUUACACCAUCUCACAACUUGAAAAGUUCAAAGUCACUCAGCUGAAAGAUACAUGCAAAUCGUUGAACAUCGCUGGGUAUUCCAAACUCAACAAGACCGCACUUAUCGAGCGUAUACUUGCGGCAAAUAAUACCGAUCAUUCUGACUCUUCAUCUCUAACGCCCGUCAAGAAAUCUCUUUCCAUCGACUCAAAUGUGUCGAAAUCUACCAUCAUCAACGACUCUACUGCCUCAGAAAAGACUCCGAUUACCGCGACGAAGGAAAAAGAACGCGUUACAACAAAACGCAAAUUGAACUGCCAAUUAUCGGAAUCCUCUACUACAUCUGACAGUCAGAAUCCUGCUCCGCCAUGUCCAGCACUUGUUAGAAAGACAAUUUCGAAGGAACUGCCUUCAAUCAAGAACUCGUCCACGACUAUCACUACUCAUACUGAACAUCACACGACCUCUGAAUCUAACCCAAUCACUCACGCUAACACCUCAGUGACCAAGUCAUCUUCUCAUGCCGCCAAGACUACUUCAACUGUCCCUUCUGAACCCAUUCAACCUCCAAUUGCUUCCACGGACACUCGUGCUUCUCUUAACAAGACGACCUCGGCUCCUGUGAUGAAGAAAAGUCGACCUGCAGAUAAAACCACACGGAAGAAGAUGCCCCUGUCCAAGCCUCACUUCACGCCUAUCUCCAAAAAUGUCUCCAAGAUACCAUCUCGUGUGCCGUUUCCCAACUUUACUCCACUGAAGAAAAUCGUCAAAUCCCCCGAACUGCCCACUACGAAUCUUUCAACGCCCCGUAAUUCUAUGUCCCCGCCAGCAUUAUCUACCGAAGCUGAGAGAAGAGAUUACAUGAAAGGUCACUUCCUCAACUCUCUCUUUCAUCAGCUUCGUGCUUGUCGAACGACCCCUUUGUCCACCUUGACCGACUCUCUGGAGUUCACAGGAUUCUCUCGUGACCUUUAUCGCCAAACUUGCCCGGAAGGGUUUCUAGUCGCCAUACGUUUUUACAUUUCACGACUGCAUACCGCUCUUCAGCUGGGAUCAGGACAAGAUUGGAGUGUCAUGGGUAAUGGUCACGGGUUGUUCUCUCCUGACUUGACCACUUGGCCAACUAUCACAGCUUGUGAAUCCUUGUCGGCGGACUUAUGGUGGGUACAAGUAUCUCAUUCGGGUCCUGCCGUUCAGAGGAUGACAAGAUUCAUCGUGAUUGCUAUCACGGGAGAGCCUAUCGGUCAGCUCACUAAGGAUCACAAAUCUUUCAACGAUACUUGGUUAUCCGAAAUCGAUCUGCGCGCCGAUUGGAGGACUUUCCUAGAUCUAUCUCUCAACUCAAAGGCGAUAGAGAAGAACAAGCAUUCUAUGAUAAUGGAGUUAGUCAAGACGAAAGAUCGAACUGCUUAUCCUGGAGGUAUUUCGAGUGCUUGGCGUAAUAGAUUGCCGAUGGCUUGUGUUACAGAGUCGAUACGAGUCGCAGAGAGGGCUGUACUAUCCUCAUGCGCCCUCAACAGUUUCUCAGGUGAACAGCGGUCAGCUUUGGAGAUGGAGGCAGAGCAACAAGGUCGAAUAGUGUCAGGAUCAACUCAUGCAACUCGAGGUCUUGAGAUCUACCUCCCAGAAGCUGGUCAAGUGCUUUCUGUUCAUUUCCCACCCACAUAUCAUCCAGCGUUAGCUGUAGUACAUCGCGGAUCGGGGACUUCGGACAUCGUGUUACGUGAAACUGGACAGGUGGUGGGUGACGAAGAUUGUGGUGUGGCAUCUUUAUGGCAGGGAAUGUUAGGAUGUGAUGAUAGGGGUAGGAAAGAUGAUAGAAUAUCCCAAGAGUUUUUCAAGAAUUGGGAGAAGAGGAUGAGUGGGGAAGAUAUGUGA
This is a messenger RNA of Tremella mesenterica DSM 1558, 1866 nucleotides long. RefSeq lists its product as uncharacterized. Gene Ontology annotation, biological process: DNA-templated transcription termination. Lineage: Eukaryota; Fungi; Basidiomycota; Tremellomycetes; Tremellales; Tremellaceae. Bases 1 to 1866 code for a protein of 621 amino acids. The transcript is spliced from 4 exons. The record is from RefSeq and is a predicted model, not a curated record.